Lipotes vexillifer (Yangtze River dolphin) is the source of this 1868-nucleotide messenger RNA. It is a transcript of the gene DNAI2, whose product is annotated as dynein axonemal intermediate chain 2. The transcript is spliced from 11 exons. Gene Ontology annotation, molecular function: dynein light chain binding; dynein heavy chain binding. Gene Ontology annotation, biological process: cilium movement; outer dynein arm assembly. Gene Ontology annotation, cellular component: outer dynein arm. The record is from RefSeq and is a predicted model, not a curated record. Lineage: Eukaryota; Metazoa; Chordata; Mammalia; Artiodactyla; Lipotidae. Bases 3 to 1868 code for a protein of 621 amino acids.
CCAUGGAGGUUGUGUACGUGUAUGUCAAGAAGCGUAGCGAGUUCGGGAAGCAAUGCAACUUCUCUGACCGCCAGGCAGAGCUGAACGUCGACAUACCGCCCAACCCUGAGCUGGCCGAGCAAUUCGUGGAGCGGAACCCCGUGGACAAGGGCAUCCAGUGCUCUACUAGCAUGUCGGAACACGAGGCCAACACAGAGCGGUUUGAAAUGGAGACCCGGGGAGUUAAUCACAUCGAAGGGGGCUGGCCCAAGGAUGUGAACCCCCUGGAACUGGAGCAGACGAUCCGCUUCCGGAAGAAGGUGGAGAAAGAUGAGAACUAUAUCAACACCAUCACGCAGCUGGGCUCGAUCAUGGAGCACUGCAUCAAGCAGAAUAACGCCAUUGACAUCUACCAGGAGUAUUUUGAUGAUGAGGAUGCGGUGGAGGUGAUGGAAGAGGCCCCUUCAGCUAAAACCAUCAAUGUUUUCAGGGAUCCCCAGGAAAUUAAGCGGCCAGCCACACACAUCUCCUGGCACCCCGAUGGCAACAGGAAGUUGGCAGUGGCGUACUCUUGCUUGAAUUUUCAACGGGCGCCUGAGGGCAUGAGCAAUGAAUCGUACAUCUGGGACCUGGAAAAUCCCAACAGGCCAGAAAUUGUCCUAAAGCCGUCUUCUCCUCUUGUCACCUUGGAAUACAACCCCAAAGAUUCCCACGUGCUCCUGGCAGGCUGCUACAAUGGGCAGAUCGCCUGUUGGGACACCCGGAAGGGCAGCCUGGUGGCAGAGCUGUCCACCAUUGAGUUCAGCCACCGAGACCCUGUUUACGGCACCAUCUGGCUGCAGUCGAAGACGGGCACCGAGUGCUUCUCAGCAUCCACGGACGGGCAGGUCAUGUGGUGGGACGUCCGGAAGAUGAGUGAGCCCACCGAGGUCGUCAUCAUGGACAUCACCAAAAAGGAACAGUUGGAGCAUGCCUUGGGGGCCAUCUCCCUGGAGUUCGAGGCUACUCUGCCGACCAAGUUCAUGGUGGGCACGGAGCAAGGCAUCGUCAUCUCCUGCAACCGUAAGGCCAAGACACCGGCUGAGAAGAUCGUGUGCACCUUCUCAGGCCACCAUGGCCCCAUCUAUGCCCUGCAGCGAAACCCGUUUUACCCAAAGAACUUUCUGACUGUCGGCGACUGGACCGCCCGCAUCUGGUCAGAAGACAGCCGGGAGUCGUCCAUCAUGUGGACCAAGUACCACAUGGCUUAUCUCACUGAUGGUGCCUGGAGCCCAGUGAGGCCAGCGGUUUUCUUCACCACCAAGAUGGACGGGACCUUGGACAUCUGGGACUUUGUGUUCAAGCAAUGUGACCCCGCCCUCAGCCUGAAGGGCAAUGGAUGUUUCAUUGCCUGUGGCUCCCAGCUGGGGACAACCACGCUGCUGGAGGUCUCAAAUGGGCUGUGCACCCUGCAGAGGAACGAGAAGAACAUGGUUUCCUCGAUGUUUGAGCGUGAGGCCCGGCGGGAGAAGACCCUGGAGGCCAGGCACCGUGAGAUGCGACUGAAGGCGGAGGGCAAGGCGGAGGGCAAGGCGGAGGGCAAGGCUAGCCACCCGAGGGAAGAGAAGCCUGCCUUGAAGCUGGAGCAGCUGGUCACCGAGGCCGAGGAGGAGUUCUUCGAUGUCAUCUUCACGGAGCUGAAGAGGAGGGAGGCGGAGGCCACAAAGAAGCCCAAGCCUGUAGGGGCCUCGAGCGGGCUCGGGGUGGCGUGGCCGGGAGGGAGCUGCGGCGCCCGGGCUGCCUGCUUGCUGACCUCGGGCGACCGCGAGCAAGUGGCCUCACCGGGUGGACCUACAUUUGUCCACCUGGCAAGUGGGAGGAAUUACCCCCUUCCUCCAGAGGAAUCCUAA